AUGAAGGAAAAGACUUAUCUGGUGGACAUAUCUGCAAAGGUUGCUGGGGCUUUUGCUGAAGCUGUAGAAACUGCAUAUAAAGCCACCCUCUCUCCCACGGCUUCCCCACCCAGUUUAAAAGCAUUAGAAUUGGCACCGCCUAGGAAAAUGUCACAGACUCAGGGCUGUCUGUUGGUGUCACCAGAAGGCCUGAGAAUCCAGCUGGUAGAGGAAGGUGUGCAGCAUGCAAAGACUGAUGUCAUUGUCAACUCCAUUCCCUUGGAUCUUGCACUCAACAAAGGACCCCUUUCUCAAGCCUUAUUGGAAAAGGCUGGGCCAGGCCUCCAGGAGGAAUUGAUUGAAGCAGGACAAGGGAUCGCUGUCAGUGCGGGCACAAUUCUACAAACCUGUGGCUAUAAUCUGAACUGCUGCCAUGUAUUUCAUGUGGUGGUUCCAGACUGGGAAGUCAACAACAGCGCAUGGUCCCUGAAUAUCAUGAAAAACAUCAUCAGAGACUGUCUGAGGAUGGCCGAGGAGCAGUCUCUGCAAUCAAUUGGAUUUCCAGCAAUAGGAACAGGAAUUCUGGGGUUUCCUAAACCCAAAUUUGCUAAAUUAAUAAUCUCAGAAGUGCUCAAAUUUAGUAGCAGGAACCUGAAAACUUUACAGGAAGUUCAGUUUCUGUUGCACCCAAAAGACCAAGACAACAUUAAGGCAUUUUCAGAUGAAUUUGACAGAAGGAGUAAUGGAAACCCUACCGGCAAAAGUCCCAAGGCUAAAGACACACAAGGUUAUUACGGGAGUCUUUCCAGUCCUACUUCAGGAGUUCAUGAAAUGAAUAUUGGCCCAAUUCUCUUCCAAGUGGCCACAGGGGACAUCACCCAAGGAAAAGCAGAUGUGAUUGUCAAUUCAACAUCAAACACAUUUACUCUCAAAUCAGGGGUGUCCAAAGCAAUUUUGGAAGGUGCAGGACAAAAUGUGGAGGCAGAGUGUUCUGUCUUGGCUCAACAGAACAAGGAGUAUAUAGUUACUGAAGGUGGAUUACUGAAAUGCAAGAGUAUUAUUCAUGUUGUUGGUGAUAAUGAUGUCAAGAGAUCAGUUUCCUGUGUGUUGGAAGAAAGUGAACAAUGUAACUAUAAAUCCAUUUGCCUACCAGCCAUUGGCACAGGAGAUGCUCAACAGGACCCAGAUGCAGUUGCUAAGGCCAUAAUGGAUGCCAUUGAAGAAUUUAUCCAGAAAAAAGCAGUGUGGUCUGUGAAGAAAGUGAAAGUUGUCAUCUUCCAGCCCCAUAUUCUGAAAAUUUUUUAUGACAACAUGAAAGACAGAGAAGUCUCCCUGCCUCCUCCCCAGACAUCUAUGCUGUCUAAGAUCGCCUCCUUUCUUGGCUUUUCAAAGCAUGCUCCCCCCAAAAAAACAGAACACUCUGUUUUUAGAGAAGAAAAUAGAGCAGACAGUUUUCCAACUGAAAUCCCUGUAAAUUGGAGUGACAUGAAGCAGAAGAAAUUGGUUGAGGUCAUUCUGCAACCCAGUAGUCCUGAAUAUAACAUGGUGGCAAGCAAGUUCAACCAGACCUGCACAAACUUUACCAUAGAGAAUAUCAAAAGGAUCCAGAAUCCAUCUCUCUGGAGGAGGUACCAGGCAUACAAAAAAGUUAUGGAUGAAAAGAAUGGUCAUGAAAGAAAUGAGAGCCAGCUCUUCCAUGGGACAGAGGCUAGCUGUAUCCCACACCUCAACAGCAACGGGUUUAACCGUAGCUACGCUGGGAAGAACGCUGCAUGGUAUGGUAAAGGAACCUAUUUUGCUGUCAAUGCUUCCUAUUCUGCCGAUGACGUAUACUCUAAACCAGAUGCCAAUGGGGAAAAGCACAUGUACUAUGCACGGGUUCUCACUGGGAACUACACAGUUGGAAACUCAUCACUGAUUGAGCCUCCUUCAAGGGACCCUCAAAAUCAUGACUUGUAUGACACUGUCGUAGAUAAUGAUCAAAAUCCAAGUAUAUUUGUAGUGUUUUAUGACAAUCAAGCAUACCCAGAGUAUCUUAUCACGUUUAGGCAGUGAUACUUCAGGGCGCCUUCCAAGAUAAAAUCGAGUUCAUGUAUCUGCUGUAAGACAAAUGUUAGCUGUUUUCCUCCUUAAGCUUUCUGUAAGAGCACAACAAGGUCUUUCAUGGACACGCCAUGGACAUGUUUCCUCAGCUGUUCCUCCAUGGUGGAAAUGAAUCGUCUUGAAAGCCAAUCAAUUUGAGAAUUUAACCAGAUUAACAGCUGUGGCCAUGCUAUUUCUAAUGUGACAGUAACACCCUCACAGACUUUCAGAAAGCCAUGCAAUCCCAGCUACCACCAAUGGAAUCAUGUCAGAGUGCACUGGUGCCAUGGGGAUGCACAGUGUCACUGAGCCAGUAAGGCUGCUAACUGCCAACUGAACAGAUUCCACAGCAGAGAGCCUCUUUCUUCACCAACAACCCCGCCAUGUGGGUUGGACAGCUCCAGCCAGGGCUGUGCAUAAACUGGGUGCUGGGAUGUCGCUCCUGGUCUGUGUGAACUGAGCCCCAGGGAGGGGCACAGCUCAGAAGCCCUGGCCCCAAGUGCUCGAGGCCCUUUUUAAUGUUAACCCAGUG
This is a messenger RNA of Cricetulus griseus (Chinese hamster), 2593 nucleotides long. The record is from RefSeq and is a predicted model, not a curated record. NCBI's taxonomy places the organism in Eukaryota, Metazoa, Chordata, Mammalia, Rodentia, Cricetidae.